Molecule: messenger RNA, 896 nt
Organism: Zea mays
Lineage: Eukaryota; Viridiplantae; Streptophyta; Magnoliopsida; Poales; Poaceae
Exons: 4
Coding region: 21-698 (225 amino acids)
Source: RefSeq, a predicted model, not a curated record
AAGCAAAAGUGGGGGAGAAAAUGACAGAAAGGCCGGAGCGACACAAAGAAAGAGGCCCAAUACCAUACAGUCCACAAGUCGCGCGCGGGCCGCGGGGUAGAACGCAAGCGGAGGCGUCCCUGGCAACAAAGGCAGCAAUGGCGACGGGGUGGCUCGCAGGGUCUCUCCCCCUCCGCUCCGCAUCCACAGCCCCGUCGGCGGCCAGGGCACAGCCUCUCCCCUCCGCCGCCGCGCCACGCCGCAUCCCAGCGCGACUUUCGGUUGCCACGGGCGGGGGCGAGCAGCAGCUCGUCACCGCGCAGGAACCGGCGCACGAACCUGAUUAUGGAGUUGUAAGCAUUCACCAUGUCGGGAUCCUGUGCGAGAAUCUUGAGAGGUCACUGGCGUUCUACAAGGACCUACUGGGUCUGAGGGUGAAUCCAGCUCGGCCAAACGACAAGCUCCCGUACAGGGGCGCUUGGCUCUGGGUGGGUUCUGAGAUGAUCCACCUGAUGGAGCUGCCGAAUCCUGAUCCGUUGACCGGACGCCCCGAGCACGGCGGACGUGAUCGGCAUACCUGUAUAGCGAUUAGAGAUGUUCUGAAGCUGAAAGAAGUUUUUGAUGAAGCUGGAAUCAGCUACACGCUAAGCAAAUCUGGGAGGCCAGCGAUCUUUGCAAGAGACCCAGACGGGAACGCGUUGGAGUUCACCCAAGUGUAGCAACUGGAAAACUCCUUCCAUGCUAGAGCAUCUCAUGGAUACCAAGAGGUCAUAGACUUUGCUGCUUGUAUUUCUUGUAGCUGCUACAAAUAAAGACCUGGCAGAUAAAUACCGCUUGUACAUAUAUUACAUGUCGAUCAAGGAUUUGAGCAAGUAAAAAUAAAGGCAGAUAAACGGUGUGUUUGGUUUAUGGAGUCA